GUCAGUCAGUCCGUGCUCGUGUCUCUCUUGCAGGUGCUCCCCACUCGACCAGCAGCACGUCCCUGCACUCGGAGCGCUCCGUCAGCGGCAUCAACCUGGUGGGUUUCAGCUCCAAGCCGGACGGGAUGCACCAGCGCUCCUACUCUGUCUCCAGUGCAGACCAGUGGAACGAGGCCGUGGCCAUCCCCGGCAGCUGCCCCAACCCCUCUAACGGUACUGCCGACUCCCUCAGCUCCAGCCCAAACAUUUCCAGUGCUGCCAGCCCAAAGCUGGAGCCGCCUCCGUCACCACAUGCCAACAGGAAAAAGCAUCGCAGGAAAAAGAGCACAGGGACAACUCGGCUGGAUGGCCCCAGCACGGCAGCAGAAGAACCAGAUGAGCCAUUUGAGUUCAUUAUCGUGUCACUGACGGGGCAGACGUGGCUCUUUGAAGCCUCAACGUCAGAGGAGCGAGAGCUCUGGGUACAGGCCAUUGAGAGCCAGAUCCUGGCCAGCCUGCAGGGCUGUGAGAGCAGCAAAAACAAGGCUCGGCUGGGCAGCCAGGGCGACGCGCAGCUUCUUGCUGCCUAG
This is a messenger RNA of Zonotrichia albicollis (white-throated sparrow), 569 nucleotides long. The record is from RefSeq and is a predicted model, not a curated record. NCBI's taxonomy places the organism in Eukaryota, Metazoa, Chordata, Aves, Passeriformes, Passerellidae.